CUCGGUGAAGACCACUGCCAUGUUGGUGGCAGUGACCAGUAGGACCAGAACGACCACCACGUAAUCGUCCGCAGGCCUGGGCUCCUCAACCAUUAUGGGUUGCUGCCUCCGACGGCUGCAGCUGCUCUCCACCUGCGUGGCCUUCUCCCUGGGAGCCAGCGUGGGCACCUGGAAGGGGACCAUAGGUAACUGGUCCAUGUUCAUCUGGUGCUUCUGCUUCGUCGUGACCCUCAUCAACCUCAUAGUCGAGUUAUGUGAGCUCGAGGAUCACUUCCCCUUCUCCUGGGACAACUUUCUCAUCACCUGCAACUGCUACUCUGCCCUCCUCUGCCUCUCGGCCUCCAUCAUCUACCCCACCACCUACAUUCAGUUCUUGCCCGAUAGCCGCUACCGGGACCGCACUAUCACCUCCACUGCAUUCUCCUGCCUCGCUUUUGUGGCUUAUGCCAUGGAAGUGGCCUGGACUAGGGCCCAGCCCAACAUGAUCACAGGCUAUAUGGCCACUGUGCCAGGCCUGCUCAAGGGGCUGGAGACCAUUGUGGCCUGUGUCAUCUUUGUCUUCAUCAGCAGCCCCUACCUGUACCUGCACCAGCCGGCCCUCGUGUGGUGCGUGGCCGUGUACUCCAUCUGCUUUCUCCUGUCAUCUGUGGCCCUUCUGCUGAACCUGGGCAAGUGUGACAACAGGCUGCCCGUCCCCUUCCCCAUUUUCCAGGUUGUGCUCACUCUGCUGUCCGUCCUCCUCUACGCCACCGCUCUGGUCCUCUGGCCGCUCUACCAGUUCAACCAGAAGUUUGGCGGCCAGCCCCAGCGGUCCAGCGAUGUGAGCUGCAGCGAUAGACUCACCUCCUUGGUGUGUACCUGGAACCAACGACUGGCUGUGGCCAGUCUGACAGCCAUCAACCUGCUGAUUUAUGUGACUGACCUGGUGUUCUCGGUCCACCUGGAUUUUGUCAGUGGCUGA
Messenger RNA from Delphinapterus leucas (beluga whale), 961 nucleotides. Its product is annotated as myeloid-associated differentiation marker-like. Lineage: Eukaryota; Metazoa; Chordata; Mammalia; Artiodactyla; Monodontidae. The record is from RefSeq and is a predicted model, not a curated record. Gene Ontology annotation, cellular component: plasma membrane; cell-cell junction.